CUGACUAUUAUACGAUGAGCAGUCAAAACAUGAAAUUUUCAUCAAGAAGGUUACUCAUUCUGGCCGGACUAAUCGGCUAUUUACUUUAAUCUGCAGAUUUGAGAAGUUGGUUGCCCAUCUAUUUUGUGAUAACAAUGUUUGGAAGUGCAGUGGUGUGGCGCUUGUCAAAGUAUUUAAUUGCUGCUGAAGUAGUCUGCUUUGGAGGUGCUUACUAUGUGUGGCACAAAAUGAAUAUCAACCAAGAAUACAGAAGACGCAUGCAUGAAACCCAUCCAUACGUGCUGGAACUCUUCUAUAGGACAGCUGAGAUGGGACAGAUAAAGGAUGCCAGACCCAAUGACUACAGGCAAUGGGGAAUUUUGACUGACACUGACACAGGAUCUGAAACUGGAUCGUCGUGAUGAUCUAUUACACCAUAGUUACCUGCGAACAAUAACCAAGUAGACUCUGCUUAAGAUCUGCUUAAGUGCCUUCUUGCAUCUAGCUGGCUCAUCAACAGGCUUGAAAAAACAUAAAGGCCACGGAGGCCUCUGUUGCUCCUGAUCUCGGCCUUGGUGCCCCCUGCCAAAGUUUCCAUAGACUUUAAGAUUUUCUAAUGGAAGUACCAUUUGCCAAAUGAUAAUGGCCUUUCCCUCUUAAAAAUGGAACUGUUAAUGACCUUUUCAGGUUUUGUAUAAUUAUUUGUGCUAUUACUCAAUAAUUACACAUGUUAGUGCAUGACUCAAAAGAUUAGUCAGUUCCAUAAAUCAGCAUGUGGGAAUGAGAUAAAAGUGAGGUUUGUUAGGAAUUGCUGACAAGAUUCUUGAUGAAGUUUACCCAGUUGCCUUGGGCUCCCCCCCCCCCCAAUUAACCAAACCAAUAUUCCCAGGUUGUAUCGUAAUUUGAGUGUGA
This is a messenger RNA of Asterias rubens (European starfish), 891 nucleotides long. RefSeq names its product protein CEBPZOS-like. NCBI's taxonomy places the organism in Eukaryota, Metazoa, Echinodermata, Asteroidea, Forcipulatida, Asteriidae. Bases 135 to 401 code for a protein of 88 amino acids. The record is from RefSeq and is a predicted model, not a curated record. The transcript has 4 exons.